Messenger RNA from Arachis duranensis, 2181 nucleotides. RefSeq names its product lipase-like PAD4. Bases 143 to 2065 code for a protein of 640 amino acids. The record is from RefSeq and is a predicted model, not a curated record. NCBI's taxonomy places the organism in Eukaryota, Viridiplantae, Streptophyta, Magnoliopsida, Fabales, Fabaceae. The transcript is spliced from 4 exons. Gene Ontology annotation, biological process: lipid metabolic process.
UACAAAUUUGUAAAGACAAUAUAAAAUGUGGGCUAUUCAAAGUUGAAGCCUUCAGGGGAUUAACACUUUCAAGUGUCCAUCUCUUCUUCGUUCAAACCUUCUUCCACACAUUCGCCCUCUUCAGCAAAGACUAUUCUAUUCCAUGGCUAUCAACGAAGCUUCACCGUUUGAGAGCAGCGAGAUGCUGGCGACUUUCGUGGCGUCGACGCCGCUGCUGGCGGAGUCAUGGAGGCUGUGCAACCACGUCAACAGAAGCGCCAUCGCUCACCGGAGCUUCGUGGCGGAGCAAAUAGGGCGCGUGGCCUACGUGGCUUUCUCGGGCGUGCAAAUGGUUGGGGGAUCGGACGACACGUGGAGGAACAUGGUGCCGUUGGAUAGAAUUGGUGACGUGGCUUUCUUCUCGUGUAUUCGUGAAGGGGAGGAACCUGUCAUGGUCCACGCCGGCAUCCUCAAUCUCUUCAAUUCCUUGCUUCAUUCAUUCCAAACCCAGAUGCUGGAAAUAUUGGGAAACAAGGAAACAAAAUCAGUUGUGAUCACUGGGCAUUCAAUUGGAGGAGCCACUGCCUCUCUAUGCACUCUUUGGCUUCUGUCAUACCUGCGAGCAAUCUCUUCCUCUGUGUCAGUGUUGUGCAUCACUUAUGGCUCACCGUUGCUGGGGAAUGACUCAUUUUCCACAGCUAUCUUCAGAGAAAGAUGGAGUGGCAACUUCUGCCAUGUUGUCUCAAAGCAUGACAUAAUGCCAAGGCUUCUCUUUGCCCCGAUUACGCCUCUCACUUCUCAGCUCAAUUUCCUCCUUCAGUUUUGGCAAUUGUCCAUGACUUCUCCAGACUUCGGGAAGCUUGCGGUUCAAAUAACUGACAGGGAGAAAGCCAAAUUGUUCACCGCCGUGAUGGAUUACUUGGAAGCAGCAACACAAGGAGACGGAGAAGGAGAAGGAGAAAGCAAAGGGGAAGUGUCUGUGCCCAUCCUGUUUCGCCCUUUUGGGAACUAUUUGUUUGUCUCGGAAGACGGAGCAGUUUGUAUGGAUAGUCCUGCCACAAUCACCAAGAUGAUGCAUUUGAUGCUUGCAACAGGUUCUCCAGAUUGUAGUAUUGAGGAUCAUCUCAAGUAUGGUUAUUAUGUUGACAAAGUUUCUUGGCAAUUCUUGACUCAAGGAAACUCACCCAAGCAGAGGAGCAUUCCUGAAUCAAGCUAUGAAGCAGGCCUUGAAUUGGCCAUCCAAUCUUCAGGAUUGGCUAAUCAGGAAUCUCUAAUCAUACCUGCCAUGGAAUGCCUAAAGACAACAAGGAGAAUGGGUCCUUCUCCGGUUCUGAAUGCUGCAUCCCUUGCUCUUUCCUUGUCCAAGGUUGUGCCUUACAGAGCUCAAAUAGAAUGGUAUAAAGCCUUGUGCGAUGAACAUGAUGAACAAGUAGGGUAUUAUGAUUCAUUCAAGAGCCGGUCCGCAAAGAGUGCAAUGAAAGUCAACAUCAACCGUCAUAAGCUGGCUCGCUUUUGGAAUGAUGUGAUCGAAAUGAUGGAGAAGAACGAGCUUCCACACGACUUUGACAGGCGAGCGAAGUGGGUCAACACUUCGCAUUUCUAUAAACUACUGGUGGAGCCACUAGAUAUUGCUGAGUAUUAUAGGAAAGGGUUGCAUAGGACAAAGGGCCAUUACAUGGAGAAUGGAAAUAGAGAGAGGAGGUAUGUGAUGUUUGAUAGGUGGUGGAAGGAUAGAAUAAGAAGGGAUGGUGCUGCUGAAGAGAACAGUGUGAGAAGCACGUUUGCAAGCUUGACUCAAGAUUCAUGCUUUUGGGCUAAGGUGGAAGAAGCAAGGGACUGGUUGGAUAGUGUUAGAAGUGAGAAAGACACAAAUAAGUUGGCUCUUCUUUGGGAUAAGAUUGAGAAAUUUGAGGUUUAUGCCAAUCAAUUGAUUGAACAGAAGGAGGUGUCUAAGGAUGUUCUUGCCAAGAAUUCAAGUUAUAGUAUAUGGGUUGGGGAUUUAAGAGAACUGAAACAAUUGAGAGAAAGGUUGAAUAUGUUUCCUCAUCAGCUUACCGGCUUUUUGGAUGGUGAAGUUGUUCCGUAGUGUGUGCAAUUUCGGAUCAAUAAUGUUGAUCAUUGUAAUAUAUUAUGUGUAAGAACUGAUCCUGAUCCUCCUUAUAUAUGGUAUUAGCAUUAGAAAGCAGUAGUGAAUUAUUCUCA